AUGUCGGUAUAUACACCAAAUUCAGCCGCAGUUGCUGCUCAACAACAGCAGCAACAACAUCAACAGAGACAACAACACCAGCAACGAUUGAGUGAGUUAUUAGAGGCCGUGAAACAGGAGUUUGACUUUGCGUUGAACGAGGCAUCGAAUUUCAAGCAGGUGAAGGAGGACUACGACUUGAAAUACAACCAGCAGACUGCGGAGAUGCAACAAAUCAGGCAGACUGUGUACGAGUUAGAAAUGGCUCACAGAAAGAUUAAGGAGGCGUACGAGGAAGAAAUCUUAAGAUUGAAAACCGAGUUAGAAAAUAGAGAUAGACAGGCUCAGCAACACCAAAGCAAACUCAACGGGAUUGAAAAUAGACAACCCCCAUUUGGUAACUAUCCACCUCCACAACAGCAGCAACAGCCUCCACAACAAGCUUCAGUUCCGCAAGUAUCACAGUCCCAAACUUUACCUCCGCCUAUUAAACCAUCUCCUAGCAAACAAGAGGCCAAGCCAGAAUCGCCAAAGACUGCUAAGGUUGAGGCUACCAAAGAUGAAACUAUUACACAAGCAUCAGCGGAACCACCAUCUCCAGAAACAUCUACUGCGUUGACUAUCAUUGACAAGACUCAAUACAUAGUGAAUCCAGCUCAAAAGGCUUCUCACGUCAAGGAGAUUCCAUCAUUCUUGGCUGAUUUAGAUGUCUCUAAGGCUAAUCCUGAUUUCAAGAAACAAAAGCCUGAUUAUUAUGUUUUAUAUAACCCUGCCUUCAGUCGUGAUUUGGAUGUUGAUUUGAUUCACUCUUUAGAUCACUCUUCUGUUGUCUGUUGUGUUCGUUUUUCCAAGAAUGGUGAGUUCAUUGCGACAGGUUGUAAUAAGACUACACAAGUUUUCAAUGUUAAAACCGGUGAAUUGGUUGCCAAAUUGAUUGAUGAUAACUCAUCCAAUGGUGUCAAUGAUGACAGCAACAACGAAAACCAAUCAAACGAAUCUAAUGUCCAAUCCUCAUCUGCAAAUGCAAAUGGUGACUUAUAUAUUAGAUCUGUUUGUUUCUCUCCUGAUGGUAAAUUAUUAGCUACUGGUGCUGAAGACAAGUUAAUUAGAAUUUGGGAUUUGGAAACCAAAAGAAUAAUUAAGAUUUUACGUGGUCAUGAACAAGAUAUUUAUUCUUUAGAUUUCUUUCCUGAUGGCAACAGACUUGUUUCUGGUUCUGGUGACAGAACUGUUAGAAUCUGGGAUUUAAGAUCCUCGCAGUGCUCAUUGACUUUAUCUAUUGAAGAUGGUGUUACCACUGUUGCAGUUUCUCCAGAUGGUCAGUUGAUCACUGCAGGUUCCUUAGAUAGAACUGUUAGAGUUUGGGAUUCCACCACUGGUUUCUUAGUAGAAAGAUUAGAUUCUGGUAAUGAAAAUGGAAAUGGACACGAAGACUCUGUUUACUCAGUUGCUUUCUCAACUAACGGUAAACAAAUUGCUUCUGGUUCUUUGGACAGAACUGUUAAGUUAUGGAACUUAGAAGGCAAACAAGACCCACAGUCAAAUGUUUCUAAUAAUCCAAGUGGAAAGAAGUCAUCUUGUGAAGUCACCUACAUUGGUCAUAAGGAUUUUGUCUUGUCUGUCUGCUCAACUCCUAAGAAUGAAUAUAUUUUAUCUGGUUCUAAGGACCGUGGUGUUAUCUUCUGGGACCAAAUCUCAGGUAACCCAUUAUUAAUGUUGCAAGGUCACCGUAACUCUGUUAUUUCUGUGGCUGUUUCGUUGAAUUCGGAAGGUACAGAGGGUAUUUUUGCCACAGGAAGUGGUGAUUGUAAAGCAAGAUUAUGGAAGUGGACUAGAAAAUAA
Molecule: messenger RNA, 1821 nt
Organism: Debaryomyces fabryi
Lineage: Eukaryota; Fungi; Ascomycota; Pichiomycetes; Serinales; Debaryomycetaceae
Gene: TUP1
Product: chromatin-silencing transcriptional regulator
Exons: 1
Coding region: 1-1821 (606 amino acids)
Molecular function (GO): protein binding
Source: RefSeq, a predicted model, not a curated record